This is a messenger RNA of Acanthochromis polyacanthus (spiny chromis), 2356 nucleotides long. RefSeq lists its product as uncharacterized. Lineage: Eukaryota; Metazoa; Chordata; Actinopteri; Pomacentridae. The record is from RefSeq and is a predicted model, not a curated record. The transcript has 2 exons. Bases 193 to 2217 code for a protein of 674 amino acids.
UUAAGCUGUUUUUGUAAAACAAUAACUGAGAUUUACGAUAAAAACCUGAUAUUUUAAAGGUUAUUUCUCAUCAUGUUGUAUCAGACUGUGUUGGUCAUUCCUAGUCUGUCUUUAAUCCAUCAGCACUGGUUGGAGGUCAUCAUCCACCACAUUAGUCUUUGUCAUGGGGCCCGUCGCUAGCUUAACCUCUACAUGCUCUCUGCUGGCAUUCUGCAGAUAAACUACAGUUAUUUUGGUCUAGAUGUUCAUAGAGGUCUAGAUGAUGGUGUUCAUAGAGGUCUAGGUGUUCAUAGAGGUCUAGGUGUUCAUAGCGGUCUAAAUGUUCAUAGAGGUCUCGGUGUUCAUAGAGGUCUAGAUGUUCAUAGAGGUCUAGAUGUUCAUAGAGGUCUCGAUGUUCAUAGAGGUCUAGAUGAUGGUGUUCAUAGAGGUCUAGGUGUUCAUAGAGGUCUCGGUGUUCAUAGAGGUCUAGAUGUUCAUAGAGGUCUAGGUGUUCAUAGAGGUCUAGGUGUUCAUAGAGGUCUAGAUGAUGGUGUUCAUAGAGGUCUAGGUGUUCAUAGAGGUCUAGAUGUUCAUAGAGGUCUAGGUGUUCAUAGAGCUCUAGGUGUUCAUAGAGGUCUAGAUGUUCAUAGAGGUCUAGAUGAUGGUGUUCAUAGACGUCUAGGUGUUCAUAGAGGUCUAGAUGAUGGUGUUCAUAGAGGUCUAGAUGAUGGUGUUCAUAGAGGUCUAGGUGUUCAUAGAGGUCUAGAUGUUCAUAGAGGUCUAGGUGUUCAUAGAGCUCUAGGUGUUCAUAGAGGUCUAGAUGUUCAUAGAGGUCUCGGUGUUCAUAGAGGUCUCGGUGUUCAUAGAGGUCUAGAUGAUGGUGUUCAUAGAGGUCUAGAUGAUGGUGUUCAUAGAGGUCUAGAUGAUGGUGUUCAUAGAGGUCUAGAUGAUGGUGUUCAUAGAGGUCUAGAUGUUCAUAGAGGUCUAGGUGUUCAUAGAGGUCUAGGUGUUCAUAGAGGUCUAGAUGUUCAUAGAGGUCUCGGUGUUCAUAGAGGUCUAGAUGUUCAUAGAGGUCUAGGUGUUCAUAGAGGUCUAGGUGUUCAUAGAGGUCUAGAUGUUCAUAGAGGUCUAGAUGAUGGUGUUCAUAGAGGUCUAGAUGUUCAUAGAGGUCUAGGUGUUCAUAGAGGUCUCGGUGUUCAUAGAGGUCUAGGUGUUCAUAGAGGUCUAGGUGUUCAUAGAGGUCUAGAUGAUGGUGUUCAUAGAGGUCUAGAUGUUCAUAGAGGUCUGGGUGUUCAUAGAGGUCUAGAUGAUGGUGUUCAUAGAGGUCUAGAUGAUGGUGUUCAUAGAGGUCUAGGUGUUCAUAGAGGUCCAGAUGAUGGUGUUCAUAGAGGUCUAGAUGUUCAUAGAGGUCUAGGUGUUCAUAGAGGUCUCGAUGAUGGUGUUCAUAGAGGUCUAGAUGUUCAUAGAGGUCUAGGUGUUCAUAGAGGUCUAGAUGUUCAUAGAGGUCUAGGUGUUCAUAGAGGUCUAGAUGAUGGUGUUCAUAGAGGUCUAGGUGUUCAUAGAGGUCCAGAUGAUGGUGUUCAUAGAGGUCUAGAUGUUCAUAGAGGUCUAGGUGUUCAUAGAGGUCUCGGUGUUCAUAGAGGUCUAGAUGUUCAUAGAGGUCUAGAUGUUCACAGAGGUCUAGGUGUUCAUAGAGGUCUAGGUGUUCAUAGAGGUCUAGAUGUUCAUAGAGGUCUAGAUGUUCACAGAGGUCUAGGUGUUCAUAGAGGUCUAGGUGUUCAUAGAGGUCUAGGUGUUCAUAGAGGUCUAGAUGUUCACAGAGGUCUAGAUGUUCACAGAGGUCUAGGUGUUCAUAGAGGUCUAGGUGUUCAUAGAGGUCUAGAUGUUCAUAGAGGUCUAGGUGUUCAUAGAGGUCUAGAUGAUGGUGUUCAUAGAGGUCUAGGUGUUCAUAGAGGUCCAGAUGAUGGUGUUCAUAGAGGUCUAGAUGUUCAUAGAGGUCUAGGUGUUCAUAGAGGUCUCGGUGUUCAUAGAGGUCUAGAUGUUCAUAGAGGUCUAGAUGUUCACAGAGGUCUAGGUGUUCAUAGAGGUCUAGGUGUUCAUAGAGGUCUAGAUGUUCAUAGAGGUCUAGAUGUUCAUAGAGGUCUAGGUGUUCAUAGAGGUCUAGGUGUUCAUAGAGGUCUAGAUGUUCAUAAAGGUCUAGAUGGUCUAGAUGUUGGUGUUCACAUAAAAUCUGAGUAAAAUGACUCAAAAAUGGACCACAAUUUUCAUAUUACAGACUUGUGUAGUUUCUCAGUAAAUUAUCAGGAUGAUAGCAGCUUAAUGAAUCCAAACAGACGGAUCUGUUAGUGCGAUUUAUCGUCGUCACGUGGAUUUAAUG